UCGUUAGUUCUGUUUGUGUCUUUUGCUGUCGCUGUGUCGAUGUCGGAUGUUGACUUGUGGUUGUCUCAUUGACGUCGUUCUCAUCUCAAAUAAUUUGCCACUGAACACCGAUUUUUCCUCAAAAAGUGGUUUUCUGUCGUCGUCGUCGUGUUCGUCGUCGUCCCAACUCACUCGCACUCGCAGUAUCUCAGCGAAAAAUAAAUUAAUUUUGUUUUUUGACAAGGAAACUUGAAGUGACAAACAGCAGUCGAUGUCGAGUUAGUUAAGAAGAACUGAAAAGAAAAACGAAUACGAAUACCACUUCCAAGUUCCAAUCAGAUAUUCAGAAUUCAGAUAAUGUCGAAAUUUCCUCCUGUAUCGUGUGUGAAAUCAAGUCGCUCUUACAAGUAUAAUUCUUCUUGGCAAAAUAUGAUAUUCGAGAAACCCAUUAAAUUAACAGUAUAUUAAGAAAACCCUCAUCAAGUCGUCAAGUGUUUGCUUUUGCUUCGUCUUAAUUGAUUUUAUGUGAAUUGAAAUAUUGAAGCUCUGAAGCCUGAAGCUGAAGGCGAAGGGCAGGUGGAAAUCGAAAUAGUAAUAUAAAGUUUAACCAAAAGUUACCUACGACACAUACAGUUAUCUACCUUAAAUAAUAACUAAUAUUAAUGAAGUACAUUCGAAAUAAAAUGGAGAAAACAGUUGAAAACGAGAAAGAAGUUAGAAUUUCGGAUGAAAAAUAAAAACGAAACGACAAGAAAAUAAAAAAAAAACUAAACUGAACUGAACUGAAGUAAAAAAGACGGGGGCGGUGAGGUGUACCCUGAAACGGUCGAACGUUCGGUCGGUUGGUCGUUGUCGUUGGUUGGUGGCAAAAAUAUAAUAAUUGUAUCUGUCUUGUUUAUUUUUUCUCUCUUACUAUAUUCGCAAGUCAAACAACUCACCUUGCAGCUUGCUCGAAGUCUCCAAGUCGAAGCAAAGCGAAGCGAAGCGGGUUGUGUUAAAAAAAUAUCUUGUUUUGUCAUAUUUUAGUUGUUGUUGUUGGGGAGUUUUAUCAAUUUGUUGUUGUUGUUGUCUAAUUGGGAAAAAGUGAAAAGAGAAAAUUCUGCUUUACUCCCCUUCUCCCCCUUAACAUCCAUCAUCGAGCGAGUGUGGUAUGUCUAGUUAGAGUCUCAUUAAAAAACAUGAAUUUUGUUUAAAAUAUCUUCAACUAAAAGUAAAAUUAUUAUUAUUAAUUUUCCAUAAAAACGGUGUGAGUGCACGAAAAGCACCAAGUGCCAAGUACAAAACACGAAAAAAAGGAAGCACAGCACAUAAAAAGUAAAAGUUAGUGUUGUAGCUAUAUUCUCUGUUUUUUCUUUCUUGUUUGUUCGUCUUUGCUUGUGCUUUUGCCUCGCAGUCGUACUACUCGUCGUCGUUGUAGUCAGUGUCGUCGUUGUCGAAGUCUUCACGUCGGUCGUCGUCAUCUGUAGUACCCCCACAUUAAAAAAAGCAAAAAUUAACAAGGUCUCCCUUUGGUGCUCCUUCCUUCUUUGUGUGAAAUCUGAGAUGGCGUUUCUUACCUUUCCUGUGUAAAGAAGUUAAACAGAGAAAAAAAAACGAAAAACUGAAUUAAAAAAGUUGUCCCUACAUCCAAAGAUAUACCUACCUACCUACCAACCUACCUCCAAUCCAUUCCCUUACACUUGAAUAAGAUUAAAAGGUGUGUGUUGGUUUAAUGCAGUUUGCCGUUGCCGGAGAAGUGGAAGAAGAAAAACGCUGUUUUUUACCUUCUUCCCUGCAAUAUCCUCCCAGAGCCGGGGCUCGCACCUACAACGAGUAGGUGAUUCGGCGUACCGCCUAAAACCGUAAAUAGCACUAGUCAGCGGAGGCAGCACCAAUAACAGCAGCAUCUAGAGACAAAACUUGUCCGUUUUCUUAGCCGACUCGAAACACCAGGAUAAGAAACCACAGCAUCAUGUCGUCCAAUGCAAUGAACUACAAAGUUCCGUCUACUUCGAAAAUCUCUGUAGACAAACUGCUCAGAGUUGGAUACUAUGAGCUGGAGAAGACAAUUGGCAAGGGAAAUUUUGCUGUAGUUAAAUUAGCUUCGAAUAUUGUUACCAAGACGAAGGUGGCAAUAAAAAUUAUCGACAAGACAUGCCUGAACGAGGAAUAUCUAGCGAAAACAUUUCGAGAAAUCGCAAUACUCAAAGAAAUGCAACACCCGCACAUCACACGUUUGUACGAAGUUAUGGAAUCUCAGACCAUGAUCUACCUGGUGUUGGAACACGCGUCGGGAGGUGAAAUUUUCGACCAUUUAGUUGAGAAGGGUCGAAUGAAAGAACCGGAAGCGGCCAGGGUAUUCACCCAAUUAGUGUCCGCUGUGCAAUAUUGCCAUUCCAGAGGAGUGGUGCAUCGUGAUCUCAAAGCAGAAAAUGUUCUGCUUGAUAAAGAUAUGAACAUAAAGCUUGCUGAUUUUGGAUUCAGUAAUAAAUAUAAUGAAGGAACACCACUUAAAACUUGGUGUGGUUCCCCGCCCUAUGCUGCACCAGAAGUAUUUCAGGGUUUGGAAUAUGAUGGACCUAAAGCAGAUAUUUGGAGUCUGGGGGUGGUUCUCUAUGCUUUGGUGUGUGGGGCAUUGCCUUUUGAUGGUAAAACACUCCUAGACUUGAAGAGCAAAGUAGUACUGGGAAAGUUCAGGAUUCCAUACUUUAUGUCCCAAGAUUGCGAAAGUCUUAUACGUAACAUGCUUGUCGUUGAACCAGAUCGUCGCUAUACUCUCAAACAAAUUAUCAAACAUCGCUGGCUCAGUGAAUGGUCUGGCGACAUUGAGACAACCUCCACCGCCACCACCCGCACUCAAUCAGUCAUCGAACCGUCAAAUCUGGAUUCGGUGGUAAUGACACACAUGCUGCAAUUGCCCGGCCUGACAGCUGACAUGAUUGCACAAUCGGUGCAUGAGAAUCGUUUUGAUAAAAUCUAUGCCAUAUAUAACCUCCUAAACGAUAAACUCCAAGAGAAAAGAAGAGAACAGCAAAGACUGCAACAUCAUGCCAACUUGGCCUACUCUAGGUCGCGAAAAACAAGCAUAACAACGGGCGUUGUGGACAGAUCGGAGCCCAUGAAACAGGAAUCAGCAGAUCGACUGAGUCCACUAACAAAUGCCGCAUGUCCAGGUGCAGGAUUACUGGGCUGGACAGAUGUCUCCGUGGAUUUGGAAAAGUUCGGCGAUUUGGAAUUAGAGUGUUUGGCACGUCCCAAUGAGCAACAAGCAAACAAUCAAAAUCACUUGAACGCUAACAACUCAGCAGCAAAUGGGGCGAAUACAAGACGACAUACAGUUGGGCCAGGUGAUGUGGCCCAUGAACAAGCUCUUGCCAAUCCAAAUCCCAUCAAUCCAAUUAAUUUUAAAUGUCAGGAAAACGAGGCCGGUCCCUAUCUGCCAAUGAACUUGCCUUUGCUUCAAAAUCAGCCACUGCACAACCUUACAAUUAAGGAUCAGCAUUUAUUAAAGCCACCUACAGUUAUGGGUGCAACUGGUGCAUUUGGAAGAAGAGCUUCAGAUGGUGGAGCUAAUCUUCGAAUAUAUUAUCCAUCAUCGAUGAAUAAUGUCCAACAAACACAAACGCAACCACAAAUGGAGGGAUAUUAUACAAAUACAAGUAUCGCCGGUGGAGUUUGCAACUCAGGUGUGGACCAUGUGAGUGGAAAUCAGAUGGUAUUGGAACAACAACAAAUGCAACAGCAACAAGCUCAUUUGACUAUGAUGGGAGAAGCCAUGAUGGGUCAUUCGAAUACACCUGAAGUCAAUGAAGAAUCAAGCGAUGAAAUUCAAAGGUACAUGCAAGCUAGAGGUUGCACGAAACGGCAUACAGUUGGAUGUACAGAUGACAUAUCAGCGUCUCAUCAUUCAGAAGCAAUUGGAAUAGAUCAGCCAAAUCUAUCACAUUCACCAGCGCCUCAGUCUGGUGGUGGUGGGCGCACACGACGUACAGGUCUUCUUACAGUCAUGGACCGUCCGCCAGUGAUUAGCCCGGAAUUAAUUAGAGAAGUUGAAUCGCGAAUGAAUCGCAAUUAUCUACCACCGGCUCUUAAAAUGCAAUGCACGAGCAGUGGACUUAGUCAGAGUCCUCCGACGGGCACUCAAUGUGGCCCAAGUCCAUCUUGUUCCUCUGCAAUAACAACAACGCCACCAGCAGCAGGGGCAAGUCUAAGCAAUAGACGCUUUGCUAGAGCUUGCAAAUUACUACCCACAGUACAAGAAGUUGGUCGCUAUAGUCCAGUUCGUAGAGCAUCUGAAGGAUCGAAAGCCCAAUUCCAAGGACCAUUACAAGAGUGUCAGUAUCUACAAAAAGGUAUAGCACAGCGCAACUUUUUAGUUGCUCCAAGUCCACCGCUUUUAGAGAACUCAAUUAGCUUGCCUGGCUCUCCAAUUCAUGGCAGACCAAUCAUUAAUGUUAUACAAAAUCGUGGGCAAAGCAUCGAAGUACCUCAAGACGCAAUGAUGAAUCUAGUACCUGCUCUCAAUCGACUUGUCAAAGAACAUCGCAUUAGUGGUGAAAUAGCAAAGAAUAUAGUUUCAUCGGGCUUAGUUCCAUUGGAAUUAGCGCAAUAUUUAGGUCUUAUAGCACAUUCUGGUCAGCAAUGUAGUAUGCAACAACAAAUGUACAGCUAUAGUGUUAAUCCACUAUCUUUACCUUCAACAAGCAAUACUAGUGGCAUCAAUGCUGGUCAACUUGCAUCAGGAAUACAGUUCUCAAAGUAUGGCCCUUUGAAUGCUGCGCCAAACUUCUGCAGUACCGUACAACACAAUCCCAGUCUGAUCGGACAGUUUAGCAAUAUUAAUUUGACUGGGGGCUGUGGCCAAAAUUCUGGCGGUCAAUCUCCGGUACAUAACAGUUUCAGUGGUUGUUCAUCUCCUAACCCCUACAUGUUUAAUGCACCCGCUUCAGUUUCGCCAAUGCAUCAAAUCACAAAAGGAUUCAGUGGGCUGACGACAAGUGGAGGCGGUGGUUCUAUCACUAGAGGAACUUCAGCAGCUAUUGAAAAUGCCUCAAACCAACCACUCGACUUAUCAAUGGAUGUGUGCUCUCCUGAGGCGAUACCUCCAGACAUGUUUGCUUGCACAUCACAACAACAGCCGAGUGGAAGCUGGUUUAUGCCUGCAUCGUAUUUUGAUUUAAAGCCACUGAAUUUGUCACCCGCACAACCUGUACGUAUAGUUCCAACUCCACCUGCUUCGCCAAAUCUGUGCAUAAUUCAAGAAGAGAAUGCCAACGGUCACAUUAGCCACACAAUUUCGGCUGGCUUACCAUACGGUACUAUGGGCCUUGCCAAUGAAGAAUUAUCGGCGUGUCAGCCAUCACAUCCACAAAUAUGCCUGACUGAUGUCCAAGGAAGUGAAAUCACCCUCGUAGCACUCUCAUCUGAGAACAGUCGAGAUAGUGACUGUGACUCAUUGGAACCAAACAUGCCAUCACUGGCCCUGCAAGGUCUAAUCAUCACAGAACCUUCGAGUGAUAUGCCUUCAAUCACAAGAGGAGUAGGUCGUAAAGCAAGUCUUGAGAGUGAGAACAAUUCCAGGCUAGAUACGGAACCCUCAUCAUCAGCUUGCGGUGCUACUAGUGGGUCGAAUCGUCGAGGGAGUGAUAAGUCCCUAGGAUUUAGUGAUGAUAGCCUAAGUAAUGAUUCGAACAACCUGUCACCAUGCCAAGAACCUUCAGCAAGUUCCGGUUUCAAAAGUGAUUCUCAUUCGGAAAUCGGUGAUCAAACUGAGGGUCGCAUGAGUCCGGAUUCGAUUUGUGAUUCUCGAAUGUCUGAUGAGUGCUAUGAGGUCCCACUGCCACACGAAUGCUGCAAUCUAGAUUCCACACGGAUUCUGCAACUGGUCAAACAAACAAUAGACUCGACCAUGCCACCCAAAGGUUUCGUUCUGAACAAAGCAAACGUUACCGAUGGAUACGAAGGGGUGAGUGCAAAAUCAAGUACUUCUUCAUCUGGAACAGGUAUGAGCAUAAGUUCGUCAGGAUCUGGGGAUUCAGAUGUGCCAGUUGACAUUUCCAAUUUAAGUUUAGAAUAUUCAGGGGGCUUACAAAUUGAGCUACAAGUUUGUGAAGGUAGAAAUAAGGAUAACAAAGGAAUUAAACUAAGAAGAAUAUCAGGUGAUCAGUUUGAAUAUGGAAAAUUAUGUCAACAGCUGAUAAGCACUUUAAAUGUGUAAAAUUGUAAUGUCUUAUGUGUAUGUAGUAUGAGUUCGAAAUAACUCAAAGCUAAGUAAUUUAUAUUUAGUAUGGUGUGCUUUGGAGUUUUCGAAAUAAUUGUAAGCCAAUAGCCGAUUGCUUUGAAUGUUUUAACUUUUUUUUUAUGAACUAAAUAAGUAGUUUCUGUUGUUACCUUCGAAAAUAAAUGCAUAAUAAUCAGUUCGUUCGCACUUGUUGAUAACUCAAUGCGUACAAUGAGCGUUUGAGUUUUAAACCUUCUUUCUAGUCAUUAGACAUUUAAAUUCCAUUUAUGUCCUUUUAGGAAGUCUCCUUUUACAGUCAAUAACAUUUGUUUUAUUCUAUACACAUAUUUUAUCAAUGAACUAAAUUUGUCUCUUCAAGAACAUCGUAUUUCUUUCUUCUAGACCUUAGCUUGUUUUUUAUCGUUUGUGUGCAUCGCAUGCUGUAAGAAAUGCAAAUUUGGCAGCCUUGAAUAACCUUAAAUAGCGUUUUCAAUUUAAAAAUCAAUAUCAACUUCGACAAAAAAAAUACAAACUUAACAGAAAAUAAUUCAAAUCAAAAAUACUCGUCUCUGAAAAUUGAUAAGUAAUUGUUUACAUAGUAGAUUCGCAUAUAAAGGUGUCAAAGCCGUAUUUCAAAGAGCUGAUUUUUUUGUUGUGUUAUACUUUCUUUGCAGUAUUUUUAAUGACAAAGCUGGCUGUGAUAAUGGUUUUGCGUACAAAAUAUUGCUUUCAAAACAAAUGAGGACUGAAGCCUGAUUUUGGCAACACUUAACCAUAAAAGUCAUGUUUUUGGAAAUACCUCAACUUAAAAAAUUUCUUAUAUUGGUAAAAAUUAUUUUUAUAAUUGCAAUUUUGUAAUUGCUUUUGAACUUUCAAAGAUCUCAUAACUUCUGUCGAUAUAUUCCAAGAAGUGGAAGUUUUUUUGGACUUGUGAUUCGCCGAGUGUGCGUUCACAUUGUUAAGUGUCGCUAUUGGUCCUAGAGUGAUACUAAAGUGCGAAUGAAGUCUAAAGCUGAUCUUAGAUAUGUGCUAAAAAAUCGAAAAUCUUUGAUGAAACACUUUAAUGAGUUCAUUUGAGAAAGUUAAAAUCUUAAAGCAACCUUCAUUCAAUGUUUAAAACUACGUAGUUUUGUAAUUUCGAAAACUCGGCCACAAGAGACUUCUUAUGCAUUCCUUAAAAUAAUACAUUUAGAGUGAUAGCAUACCUAGCCAUGUGAGGCGGAUAUAUUAUUUGAGAAAUCAGAAAACAUUUCCAGGCGAUGUUUGGAUACCAGGGCACGGUAGCUAUCACUGUUUCUUUAUAAGCUGCAUUUUAUUUUUUCAAUGGAUCUGAUUAAGAUUAAGUAAACAUUCAAAUUAUAGGCCACUAAAACAGGGAGUAAAAAAGAAAAUGUGCACAAUGCUAUCGUUUUUGAAAUUUAUAUUUUAUUUGAUUUUUGACAUUUCUUACAAGAUAAUUCAGGCCUCAGAUUUUAACCUCUUAAGAAAGUGGUCUUCGAAAUACGAUACUGAAAUGUAUGUUCCAAACAUAUAUUAUGUGUGUACUCUUUUUCUGGAUAUAAAAGUUCUUGAAAAUGAUUUCACUUCAUGCCUUAUAACUGAAAAACAAAAUUGCAAGGUCACUGAUAUCCUUUGUUAGUUCCUGUUUCAAGAGAUCAGAUCAAAAAGGUUAAUUUUGCAGCUAAAAGUAACUUCUUAAAGUUUAAAACUUAUCAAUCAAUCAUAAAAUUUUUUUAUCGUUGUUGUCGUUAUUUCGUAGAUUCAAAAUUACUAUGUAAAUUACAAAUUAAUAAUAAACGAAUUCAACUAUAAAUGUUAUCACACAAUUAUUAAAUAAAUAAUAUACAUAUACUGACUGAACUGAAUAUUUUGUAUAUUUAGUAGAUUUAAAUUUAAACAACAAAAUUUGUAAGAAAAAAACAAAAACAA
This is a messenger RNA of Eupeodes corollae, 8107 nucleotides long. RefSeq lists its product as uncharacterized. Gene Ontology annotation, molecular function: protein serine/threonine kinase activity; tau-protein kinase activity; ATP binding. The coding region runs from base 1931 to 6175 and encodes 1414 amino acids. The transcript is spliced from 11 exons. The record is from RefSeq and is a predicted model, not a curated record. Gene Ontology annotation, cellular component: cytoplasm. NCBI's taxonomy places the organism in Eukaryota, Metazoa, Arthropoda, Insecta, Diptera, Syrphidae. Gene Ontology annotation, biological process: protein phosphorylation; microtubule cytoskeleton organization; intracellular signal transduction.